AUGGAGGCGGUUGCUGUGGAGGCUGGACACUUCCCCACAGAGCUUCAGUGGGGUGUGAAGGGGGCUGCUAUGAAGGGCGCCCUGGCGGAGAUUAUCCAGCUGGCUACCCUGGACUCGGACCCCUGGGUUCUCAUGGUAGCUGACAUCCUGAAGUCCUUUCCCGACACCGGCUCGCUUAACCUUGACCUUGAAGAACAGAAUCCCAACGUUCAAGAUAUUCUAGGAGAACUUAGAGAAAAGGGGUUUUCCCUGAGUUCUGACUCCUGGGGGGACAGAGAAGCCACCCGAGUGCUGCUUCUGAGGGCCAGGAUCCAGCAGAAGCCAGAAGAGACCACUGACAGGGGCCCGUGGAGGCUGCAGAGAGAAGCCUAUGGUGACCACAGACUCGCCUUUCCUAUUGCUCGGGUGAAUGAGUGUGAGGCGUCAGCCAUGCUGCCACUGGAGUGCCAGUACCUGAACAAAAACGCCCUGACGACCCUCGCCGGACCCCUCACUCCCCCAGUGAAACAUUUUCAAUUAAAGAGGAAGCCGAAGAGUGCCACGCUGAGGGCAGAGCUCCUGCAGAAAUCACCCACCGAGCCGUCCCGGGAAAAUCUCGUUCCCUCCUCAUACUUCUGCGUCUGCGAGGAGAAACGCCACGCACGCUUUGCCUGA
Molecule: messenger RNA, 654 nt
Organism: Puma concolor (puma)
Lineage: Eukaryota; Metazoa; Chordata; Mammalia; Carnivora; Felidae
Source: RefSeq, a predicted model, not a curated record